AUUGGACAGAUUCACGUUCUAUCGGCAGCGAGCAAAAAGAUGGAUCGAUACUCGAGUCGGAAUGGUCAAGAGGCUGGCUGUGCAUCAACUGUGAAAAAGCCGAAAGUCGGAGCGUCUAGCUCAUCUACUUCUACUUGUACUAAGUCUAAGAACAUCAGCAACCGUCUAGGGCUACGGCUAGGCGGUGCAGCAAAAGAGCACAGACAUGAAGAUGAAGAGGAUACAUCGCUUUCGCCGCAUUGCAAACGGUCACGGAAAGCAGCAAAUAUGGAGCCAGCGGCUGUACUCAUGCGGAAGCAGCAACGAGAAGCGAAUCGACGUUCUAUCGCAGACACUUUAGCAGAUCUUCUUGGAGAUUUCUAUAUCCGCCCAAACGCGUCAACAAUCGUCGUCCGGCUACCGAGCAGAUCGAAAGAAAAACACUUCUUCGACAAGCUUUUAGAGCUUCCGGACGGACACAGAAUCCUGGUAGGAUUUACAUUUAGAUAAAGACUUGAGUUGAAGUUGAACUUCCAAAUGAUCUAAAAAAUCUAAAUUUUCUAAACUUUCUAAAGUAGAUUUCCUGCUGUAAUGCUAAUCCCUAAUUCUAAUGCUACAUCUAAAUUUAAUCACUACCAGGGAUGUCACCGCAGCGGCGAAUUGACGAAAGCGGUAGGACGGCACUCAGUGGCAGCGGUGCACACCUACCUUACCCAUGCAGUAUCUCGGUAUCGCUUCAUGAUGAAGCUCCUUGCGUGGCCGGAUAUACCGAAAGACGACGCUGCCAAAGCGGAAAUCGAUCAUGCGUACGGCCUUUGGAUGGCUCCGAUAGUUGCAGAACUCCCUAACUAUCCUUCGGUGAAAGAAGAAUGCGAUGCUUCUCGCGAACUGCAUGCUGAUGUCUACAAGUGGUUGCGGGUACCUUCCUCGGACGAAGUCGAGGAGAUUGAGGAUGGUUUUAGAACCGUCUUGCGGCGGGGUGCCAGGUACGUACCGAGGACUCCAGCACGCGUAGCAGCAGCGGCAGCAGUCAACGGUUACGAGGAAGAAGACCUUGAUCUUGAUCACAUCAAUUCAGAUGAAGACGUGGACGAUCACGUUGCAGGAGGUGACGAUGCACAAGAAAGAGAUCCAUGGGGCUGGAAGACGGAUCACGAUGGGAAUUUUCUCUAGCAACUGAAUAUCUCUUCUCGACGUUGAAGAUAGAUGAAGAAGUAGAAAGCUUGACUUUGGUACUGAUCGUGUUUGUGAUGGAGACGCAGCCCCAGUUAUGCAUGUCUCUGUCUCAGUAGGUUCAGCAGUAAAAGUAACUCGUCAGCAGUUCAGUAGUAGCAGUAAGCGCCGCAGUGGAAGCACAAGCACACGUAGAAGUAGAUGAAUAAUCCGAAUGCGACUAGCACUCAGACUAAGACAGCCUCGUACGACGUACGUUGUGUAUUUCAAGAAAGUACUAGUGAUAGCUACUGGGUCUGCCUGCAGGUGACCUGGUGCGCCAUUGAUGUUGAAGCGGAGACCAAAUCCAAAUGAGGAUCGCCAGCAAUUCUCUCCC
This is a messenger RNA of Amoebophrya sp. A25, 1528 nucleotides long. The record is from the annotation of a GenBank genome assembly. NCBI's taxonomy places the organism in Eukaryota, Dinophyceae, Syndiniales, Amoebophryaceae.